UUUAGCUGGCAUAGUGGGGAGCUAGAAAGUAGCAACCAACAAUUGACAAUGUCCUCCUUCUGCGAGUGGGUGAAGACCAACGGUGUCGUCCAUCUGAAGCUCACUGGGGGAGGCGAUGAUCACUACCUAACCAUGGAGGCUCUCGAUGAGCUCCACCACAAGCUUGCCGAGAUCCGUAAGCUCGCAGCGGUGGAGCCAUGCCGUGGCCUCAUCACCUCGUCAUCGACGGGCUCCUUCUGCAACGGCAUCGACUACUACGAGCAUGCCCGGGCAAGCAUGGAGAUGACGGUCGCCGAGAAAGCCAGUGUCCUAGCCGACCGCAUGGCUGCGGUGAUAAAGGAGCUCCUGGCCAUGCCGAUGCUGACGGUGUGCGCGGCGACGGGCAACGCGGCGUCCCUGGGGCUGGCCCUUGCGCUCGCGCACGAUGACCUUGUUGUCCUUAGUGAGGCAAGCUACAGUCUUGGUAUGGUGAAGGAAGGCGUCGCCGUGCAUCCACAUAUCGGAGCUCUGAUACGGGAGAAGACGGACCGAUGGUACACGCUGACGACGCUCAAGUCACGGAGCCACUCUGGAAACUGGAUGAGGCGUUGGUAUGUCGCCGACUGUGAAGCAGGCAGCCCGGAUGAUGUGCUGCGAGAGGCACAGAAGCUCGUCGACGAGUGGACCAGCAGUGACGGGAUGGUGCACGCCGAUAUGAGGAAGCAGCUCUACCGGGAGACCUGGGCGGCAGUGUCUGCCAUAGUUCCAGAAUGAACUAGCGAGGAGGUACCUAGUUGGGCAUUCAGCCCUAUGCGUUGUUUCUAAUUGUUUCUUCAUGGUUUUACUUUUCGUGGCAUUGUGCAAUGAAUGUAACGUUGUGAUCCAGGAGGAAUAAAAUGUAAACUCGGUCCCUGCUUUUCAACUAUUUUAAUUUAAUUAACUGUUGUUAUCACAGCAAAUUACCAUG
Messenger RNA from Phragmites australis (common reed), 946 nucleotides. RefSeq lists its product as uncharacterized. NCBI's taxonomy places the organism in Eukaryota, Viridiplantae, Streptophyta, Magnoliopsida, Poales, Poaceae. The transcript has a single exon. The annotation marks the transcript as partial. The record is from RefSeq and is a predicted model, not a curated record.